Sungouiella intermedia is the source of this 1038-nucleotide messenger RNA. Lineage: Eukaryota; Fungi; Ascomycota; Pichiomycetes; Serinales; Metschnikowiaceae. The record is from the annotation of a GenBank genome assembly.
AUGACUUCUGUUUUUCUCACUGGCGCAACUGGCUACAUUGGUGGUGAAGUUUUAUAUCAGCUUCUCACCCAUGGCGGAUACAAUGUCACAGCAUUGGUGAGAACUGAUGCAAAGGCACAAUUGUUGUCUGAAAAGACAAGCGGUGCCGUCAAAACCGUGAUUGGGAAUUUGGAUGAUCUUGACACCAUUAACACGCAAGUAGAUGCUGCUGACGUCAUUAUCAACACUGCCAAUGUGGACCAUGUUCCAAGUGCGCAGGUGAUGGCAAAAGCAUUGGCUAAGAAGACCAAAAAGACGAUAUUUAUCCACACAAGUGGAACUUCCGUGGUUGGUGAUGAAAUUUCUUCUACCAAAGGUCCUUCCACCAUUGUCUACAGUGAUGUUAAGUCAAUUGAUGAAAUCAAUUCCUUGCCUGAUACGCAACUUCACCGUCCCGUAGAAAAGAUUGUGUUGAAUAUUGAGGAACAGAACCCUAAUGUAAAAACGGUGAUUAUUUCUCCUUCCACGAUUUUCGGAAAGAGCAGAGGCUAUGAUAACCUUUUCUCGGCUCAGAUUCCUUACUUGGUUGAACUUACAAAGAAAUACGGAAAACCUUUCACAGUGUAUCUGGGGGAUUAUAUCUGGUCUCAUGCUCACAUCCAUGACCUUGGUGACUUGUACUACUUGAUUCUUGAGCGUUUGCUUGCAGAUGAGUCUAUCCCAACUGGCAAAAAGGGCUACUAUUUCGUUUCGUAUACUGAUUCGUCUGCUAUAACCAACUCACCAAGCGAGAUUGAACAUUCCUGGAAGGAUAUUGCGGUUCAUGUUGGAAAGAUUCUCAAGGAGAAGGGCGAGAUCCAGAGCAAUGAAGUCGAGGAACUCUCUGAGGACGAAAUUAUUACUUUUUCAGGAAACCCGUUUGCUCCUUUGUACUGGGGAGCCAAUUCCAGAACUAGAGGAGACAAUGGCAUUAAGAUUGGAUGGAAACCUAAAUAUUCUUCGCGUUCCAAGUUCUUGAAUUCUAUUGAGGCUGACGUUGAUCAUGUUUUGAGUAAGUAA